Messenger RNA from Caenorhabditis auriculariae, 6753 nucleotides. The record is from the annotation of a GenBank genome assembly. NCBI's taxonomy places the organism in Eukaryota, Metazoa, Nematoda, Chromadorea, Rhabditida, Rhabditidae.
AUGAGGAGGAAGGAACUGGUAGUCAUCUGCGCCGACAUGAUCCUCUACACGGAAGGAAAGACCUUCCUGAGUAAUUGCCAUCAGGAGAAAUCUCUUCCGCACAAUGUGUGGCAGGAAACGGGCCAUGUCUGUUGUUUUCCGUUAAGAUUCUCUCUUCCAGUUCCCAAAAGCCAAGGUCUUGUUAAUUUUUUCUAUUUGAAAUUUUUAACAAAUUCCAAUUUCACUUUCUUCAACUUCUUCAUACAUGCGAAAAAAUUAUGUUUCUGUCCAUCUUCGAAUCUCAAAAAAAUAAAAGUCUUGUCUUCCCAACGUCUUCCUCAGGAAAAUCGUUUCUAUCCAUCUUCUUUUAAUUGUUCACCAGUUUGCUGCAAGUUCGACUCCCAGAGGGAUUAAUUCAUUCGAAUCUACUGUUAUCUGCAACUUGUACUCUUGCUAGAAGUUUUUUUCAGCAAUAAAUUUCGAGAACUCGAUUUCUCACGCUUUUUACCCUGAAACUUUCCCUAAUUUUUCUUCCGAAUAAUCCUUUUGCCACCGACCGCAUCAAAACUUAUUUUUUUGGCACAAAUCUUUUUUCUCAGAAAGCUUCCUGGGAUUUCAGAAGAGCCAAGACUUUUAGAAUCAAAAACUGUUCUUAGUGUUUGAACUACGAUCAAAUAUUAGGAAAUGCGGUUUUUGUUGCAAUUAUCAACCUGAAAAACAUUGAAAGUCUUAGCAAACGUUCGUAUCUGACUUUCGAAACACAUCCUGUUCACAAACUGUCCAAUAUUUUGAUUACCUCGUUCCUUAAAAGCUUGAAUUUUGAUAGUCGUUGCAUUAGCGCAGUGAGCUAUGAACAAUCCGAAAAAUGAAUUCCAAAGAAUCAAAUCAUAUCAAACCAAAUUACUAGAUGAAAUCAGGUUUUUCGCUGUCUUUUCUACUUGAAAAAUUUAUUCGUUUGUUAUAGCUAUUCAUUCAACUUUUUUCCGCGACAAAAAAGGAAACUUCAGGUUUCUUAGAAAUUUUAAAAAUGAUGUCUAUAAAACCACUCCAUGUUUUAUGAAAUCGAUAUGAUACAAACCAAACGAGCACAUCACUAGUUAAUAUGCCGGAUGAAAGGUCUCUGCAACUCUUUGGUUCUGCUCUCUCUGAAUAUUGGAUGCAAAACGAGACCGAAUAGUUGCGCUCAGUUGUGGGAGAACUCCUUCGGUCUCUUCUUCCCUUUUUUAUAGACUUGAUUACUUUUUCUACAUAAUGAACUUAGAAAACCAAACUAAGAAUGAAAUGUGAAUAAAAAAAACUUAGUCACAACUGUUCGAUCUCUCUUUAUUCUCGAGUUCAAAAAUGUGACAUCUCCGUUAGACUAUAUUUCUCCCGUGAGUCAUUAGUAACUGUAAAACUUCCGAAAAUGAAAAUUAAAUUUUUUUGUUGAAAUGCGAACUUUCGAAGUUAAAUUCAAAAAGUAUAUAAUUUCUCACUAAAAGCUGAAUAUUCUCUCAUAAUGAAAAAAAAAAACGCUCAUAACUUUUAAUAUUCGCCUAUGCCAGCCACCGCUGUCCUGACAUUGUAACGUGCAAAAAGAAAUGCCGUAAAUCCCCCUCAAUAUUGUCGUUUCGGAGCAUUUGAUGAGUAGGACCUUUACUUUUUUUUCUUUUCCGCUGUUGUUUUGGGUUCUUUUUAAGUUUGCCGACGAUCUUGCAUUUUCAAAUUACUCUGCACCUGUUCAAAAAUGAAAUCAUAAACUGGAAAAGAUUUCAUUUUUUUCUCUCGAUUUUUACGAGUAGUUUGGUUGUUUGUGGCUUCGAACUCAUGACCAAAGACAUAAAUUUUUUGAGAAUUCAUUGCUAAAAAUGACGCUUGGACAUCUCCUGACGUCGUUAUCUUUUCGGAUAUGCACCAAAAGUUGAGAAAUUUUCCACUCCGAACGCUUUAAGAUGAAACCCGAUUCUAGAGAAAUGCGCAAUAGUCUGAGAAGGCUCACGUCGUCUAGCCCCUGAAAAUCCCAGAAAUGCUGAUUUAUCUCUCGGCCCCUUCAUCCAUUUUCCGGCAGAAAUUCAGGCUUUUAUUUUUAGUGACGCUUCAAUUAACAAGUUGAUUCUCAUUUUUGCUUCCAAUUUUUUUCUAAGUUUUCUCUUUGGAGUCGUGGCUGUGAAAUUAUAUGAAACGUUUUUUUCCAAAUCAUGUACUUCAAUCCCUGCUACUGGAAAACGUUCCCAUGCAUAAUUUCUAACAAGCAACGCUUCUGAAACCUAAUACGCAAUGGAAUCUAAUAGUAGAAUUUGAUGAGGCUCACUAAAACAAAUGCUCGUUUCAUAUGAACUUCGUUUGGCUUUUUAUUUCCGUUUCAACUUUUAAAGCUUGUUCAUGUCGAUAUCGUGAAACCGCUCUUUUGCAGAUCAACUGGCGAGAAAUUAAAGAAUAAAAACAAGAGGCUUCUCAGAGUUUGGUCUACCUUUUGUAAAUGCUCAAGCCGGUGGAGCUAAAAUUGCGUAAUUCAAAUAACAGUAGAAGGAGAGACUCGAGCUUACAAGAGGUAACAGAGUUACUUGAAAUUUGAACUGGUUGAAAUGUUUUAUAACGUGCGAUGGGGAAAUGUUUUUCAAAAAAAUGGAGAAAAUACUUUUCAGAGUCUCAAAUUUUCAGGUGUCGGCGGAUUUUCUACGUCUGAAUGGCAGCCGACAGCAGUUCAAAAAUCUACUUUCUGCUCGUAAAAAAUUGGGCUCAUUGCCACCUGCCUACACGCGAAUUGACUACAGCCGAGAGUCGCUCGACUCAGGUAAUCGGAAUCGUAUCGAAACUUUCAAGACGGAAAUUUUGGAUAAAAGUUUUGUUUCAUUUGGCUCAAAAAAGAACCCAAUUUACGUGAAUCGCGCUCGAAAAGAGAAUUUUGAACGAUAUAAUUACAAAGCCACAGGUUUUCUAGCACUUGAGAUUUUUUUUGAAAUGAAAUCAAAAUCAAGCAACGGAAACGUGAAGGAACGUUUUUUGAAACUGUUGAAAACAAAUUGAAAAAAACUGACCAUUGGGACUUGAAUUUUAUUCAGAAUUUCUGAUAAAUUUUUUUUUCUUGCAAUAGAUCAUUCUGAUGUUUCCCGGAAACUACUCCUUCGGUGUUUUCAGCAAAACCGGAAAGAUUUCAGCUCGCGGAACGCCGAAUCAUGGUCCGGUAAUCACAGUCGAAGACACCGGCUCUCAGUUGCGUAUCAAUCACGUGAAGUCAAGCCUGACUCAGAGUUUGCUCGAGUCGCAACAUGGAUCAUUCGACAAGAUCCCACCGCAAGGCUUGGGCAAGCUCACCAACUCGAAAAUUGCUGAUAAGACCCUUUGCAGCUAUAACUUUCUGUGAGAGCAAUGGGUCGGCAACUUCUCAUCAUACGGCGAGCGCGUUUCGACGCAAUAAUAGCCGGUAGGAUCCCUGCUGAAAUGAACUCUGAAACACCUCAUUUCUUUGACAUUUAACCCGGGUUUAUUCAGUCUGCAGUCAAAAUUAGAAGUGAAUUGAAAGUACAUUCAUUUUGAAGGCGACAAAAGUUUUGGAUUAGGACCAGGUACUAAAAUGAAUCUCCACAAUUUUCAGCAGACCAGUUUUAUAUUCGAAUUGAAUUCUUUGAGAAUGGACUGUGAAAGGAUUGCAAAAGAAAAAAAUUUUCCUAGUUGAAUAUACUUUCAGUUAUGGCGUUCCGAUCGACAGCAGCGCCGUCAAACUCGUUUACAGAGUUCGAUCUGAGAGGCUGAACAACAGGUUUUUUACUUUUUUUUCCCGAAAGCUUAUAAACACUUUCCAGAGUUCGUAUAACUGACCGAUCGUUGUUCUUCGCCUUACUUGGAAUUUUGCUAAUGUUUGUCGAGUCUGAAUUGACAGCCCAACAAAUUUUUGGAAUAGACAAGGUUUUUCAGAAAAAUGCUGAAUUCUUGAAGAUGAUCUUGAUUUUUCAGUCCAGCUUAGCGUCUAUUUUCCUGCGUUCUUCCGUCGUUCUGAGCACGAUUGCUCUACUGUAUCACAUUGUCCUCUAUCAUAUCAAUGACAUUGUUGUUAGUUCUUUAUCUCCAAAAUAGGCAUAUAAUCAAAGUCUAGUGCAAAAUGAAAUGUUUAAGCUCGAACUAGUCGACUGUGGAGCAGAUGAUUGGAGAGUGGUUGUUACAAUGGAACGAGCCGUUCAGUUCUUGGUCGAGUUUGUUUUCUGCGCGAUUUGCCCGUUUCCAGGUGAUUGAAAAAUAAUUUUUUUGCAAAAAAAUAUUCGAAUAUAAAUUUUUUUCUCGUGUAAUUUUUUUAUCCGAGAAGUUGGAAAAAAAUCAAAAAAAGUUCAAAAAGAGGACAUAAUUUUUUUUUGACUCAAAGGUGAAUAAUUUAAACGAUUCGUUGUCUUUUAGAAACUCAGACGUUUGUUUCGGUUCUUAGUUUGUCCUUGAAAAAUCUGGAUCAAUAUUCAUAGGCAAGAAAACUAUGGGGAUUUUCUGUCCGACCAGUGGAAUUCGAAUCCAGGGGAAUGAGAUAAAACAGGAAAAAAACACGGAUCUUUUUAUAGAAGGAUUGAAAUGACCAAAAGCUUUACAGGCACCGGUACCAUGCAAUGGUCAUUCAUAACCUCAUCCCUUCAUGUUCCUCACGACAACAUGAGUCCAGCUUUUCAAACUCGCGAGGUUAUUCAGAUUGAAUAGCAAACAUGGAACAGCAUUUUCAAAGUUUUGAUAAGAAUAAGUUUUCAACUCAAACGUGUAUCGGAAUUCUAUUGAAAUGACUAUUUUUAACGUGGAAGCUUGAUUGAGAGACAAAUCCACCUUCUGAGGCUCCCAUUAUAGAAAUAUUUUGGCAGGUUCCGGUUGAUGUCAUUCUUUCUUGUGCGAUGCUUCUACGUUGCUACCUUUUUGCAAGAUUUAUGGUGCUCCACAGCAAGCAAUUCCAGGUAAUUUCGGCAUGGAAAAUUUAACUACUGUUACUCACGAACUUUGCUUCUCUAGGACGCUUCGACACGAACUCUUGCGGCUUUGAAUCGUAUUCAAGUCAACUUUUCGUUCGUUCUCAAAACAUUCCUCGACCAACAGCCUGUCCUUUUCCUCACAAUGUUCACUUUCGUGUUUUGGAUCACCAUGUCAUGGAUAUUUGUUCAAUGCGAAAGGUAACUGCCCCAACCAUGUUGAAAUGUAUUCAAAAUUCAGAUACGGCUUUCCGAAUAAAGACGCGAACGUUAUAAUGUACUCUAAUGCGCUUUGGUUCAUAGGUUUAGAUUUUCAAAUUUUUGGGAUGAACUGGACAUUUAGCUAUAACAUUCAUGCUGAACGGUUAUGGAGACAUUGUGCCGCAGACACAUUUGGGAAGAAUCAUUGCAAUAUUUGUCGGAGUUGUGGUGAGUUCAAUUUUUCAAAUAAAAAACAAAGGAAGGUGUUAGGACCUAAUAAAAAAAAUGAGGCGACGUCAAGCUAACUUCCAUUAGAUUUGCCCAGUCAGAGAACGGCUUGCGCGUGAUGACGUGAAAGAGCGGCUUUAAGCGGAUAAAAGGAAAAUAUCACACAUUAGUUGUUUCAUAAAAAGUUGGUAUAUUCUUUAGAGGCGUGUCUGACUCCAUUUACUAAAGUUUUCUAAAAUCUGAACCUUCUCAUUGUGGGCAGUUAGGAUCAGAAGACAUUCAACUGGUAGAACUACCUAGUUUCAAACACAGAUGCCUCAAAGUUUUGGUUUCUAGCAAAGAGCCUGAAGGACCACAAAGGCGAAACAUUCCGGUUGUGGCUUGCAGCCCGUUCAAAAUUAACUUUCUUUUGGAAUUCGAAGUUUUCCAGAAAACCUGCUCUUACUGAGGAGCCUGGAAAAGAUUUUCGGAAAAAGUAAUCAUGUGAUAGAGUUUCUAGCUACCCAAGCGCUUUCGAAACAAUGAAAAUCCAUGAGCCUAGUCUUGAAUAACGCAUUAAAUAUAAAAAAGACCUUUUUUAGGGAGCUAUAAUUUCGUCUAUCCUAAUUGCGGUCAUUUCGCGCAACAUUCUAUUGUCCCAAGGCCAACGAAACGUCAACAAUUUCAUGCACGACAGCAAAUUAACGAGGGAGCACAAGAACGCCGCAGCAAGGGUAAAAUGGAACGGCCGAAAAAAAGAUCAAAUUUUCCUUUUUAGGUUCUCCAAUAUACUUGGAGGAUACACAAGUGCUUGGCGGGAUCCGAGAAUGGCGAUCGGAAACUGAGAACCUAUCAGCGCAAGUUCUUGCGUGCUAUCCAUGCGUAUGUUUUGAUUUUUCUUUGACUUAACACUUGAUUCAACUGACUUAGACAUUUUUUUGCAGAUUCCGCUCGAUAAAAAACGAAAUGCGUGUAUUUGGAGAGAACAACUCGGCCAGCACCCAACAAGUCACCAGGGUAUGAUUAAAGUUUCCACCAAUUCACGCUCAAUUUUUUUCAGCUUGUUGCUGAGAUGCAUAGCUCGAUGCAGAAGCUUGUAAAUGCCCAAGAAGAAAUGCGGGCUCAGAUCGAUGUAACUGAAAAAAAGAUGAUUUCAAAAACAUGUAGCUGAUUCAGGUUCUCCAAAGAGCCGUUCGAAAUCACUACCCGCCGACAGCUCCUUACACCAGAGACAGCCCGAAAAGGUGACAAAAAUCGAGAUUAGAGUGUACUCAGUUUACCGCUGACUUUAAAUUGAAAAAACAGCAAAGAACUCUUUAUUUUGUUUCGUUUGUACACUGUUGCAUUGUUAAAUCUAAUCUAAUUUUACAGACAAUCUUCGAGAGGAAACUCUUCUCCAUUGGCUUAUGAAAACUAUCACUACUGUCCCAAUGACCAAUUCGACUCAAAUUAA